CAGAAUUUGGCUCCACUUCCUCAUCAUUGUUCAGGGAAGCCCUGGGCAAACCCUCUUGCUCGCCACCAUGGUGCACUGGACAGCCGAAGAGAAGCAGCUCAUCACCAGCCUCUGGAGCAAGGUCAAUGUGGCCGAAUGCGGCGCCGAGGCCCUGGCCAGGCUGCUGAUCGUCUACCCCUGGACCCAGAGGUUCUUCGCUUCCUUCGGGAACCUCUCCAGCCCCACCGCCAUCAUUGGCAACCCCAUGGUCCGCGCCCACGGUAAGAAAGUGCUCACCUCCUUCGGGGAAGCCGUCAAGAACCUGGACAACAUCAAGAAAUGUUUUGCUCAGCUGAGCAAGCUCCACUGUGACAAGCUGCACGUGGACCCCGAGAACUUCAGGCUCCUGGGUGACAUCCUCAUCAUCGUCCUGGCUGCCCACUUCAGCAAGGACUUCACCCCUGCCUGCCAGGCCGCCUGGCAGAAGAUGGUCCAUGUGGUGGCCCACGCGCUGGCCCAUGAGUACCACUGAGCCUCCCGCAAGCGUCUGAGGCUGGAGAUGCUCCUGGCUCACAGGGAAACAUCCUCUGGUUCUGCUGGUCUCUAAGAGCCAAAUAAACACCAGCUGCUUCAGCCAUGAA
Messenger RNA from Phalacrocorax carbo (great cormorant), 620 nucleotides. The record is from RefSeq and is a predicted model, not a curated record. Lineage: Eukaryota; Metazoa; Chordata; Aves; Suliformes; Phalacrocoracidae.